AUGCGUCGAACGUUCACAACAUUCGCUGGCUUCGCGGCGCUGGCCGCAGCGGUCGCCCAGCAGGCCUCCUCAGUACCUGAUAUUGCCAUAGCACAGUUCGGCCAAACUUGGUAUGGACCAGACGGUCCAUGGUCCGCCGCAGAAGUCGAGGUGGGGACCCCACCGCAAAAGGUCUACCUCACAGUCGCAACCCUCCAAGACACAAUCCUUCCUAUCACCCCGGACGCUUGUAACGGAAUUAAGGCUUGUAUAGAUGGUCGCGGGAGCGCAUAUAACCAAACCUCUAGUUCGACAUGGACACCUACAGCGGACCGAGAUACGGAAUUAGGUGCAGAUAUGUCUGCAGGCGUUAUAGUAAACGGGCAGGCAUAUGGCAUUGAAGUCCGCGGUGUUCCCGGUCAAGAUACGGUAUCCAUUGGAGGAAUCCCGGGUAUCAGAAACGUAUCUGUGGGGGCGAUCCGGAGUACAAGGAUUAAUAACGGUCUCCUGGGGUUAAGAAAUGUUACACAACAGAUGUACCAGCAACGAUUGAUCCCUUCACCAUCAUGGGCUUACAAUACCGGAUCCGGGGAUGGGUCGAGAUUACCACAGUUGGUAUUCGGUGGCUAUGAUAGAUCGAAGUACCUCCCUGGUUCGGUUCAAAAUCAUACAAUGAUCCCAGUAGACAACGGGAGGCCAACAAUGAAGGCAACCCUUGAUUACUUUUUUCUAAAUAUCACUGGGCCAACGGAUAGGAGGAGUUUUAAAACAAAUUCAAGCCUGAUAGACGAGCCACUCGAAGUUACCAUCGAUAGCUCGACUCCUUACUGCUGGCUACCCAGGGCAAUCACGGACAAAAUUGCGCAAAGCGUUGGCGCAGUAUGGAAUGAGUCUAUCGGAGGAUCUGGCUACUAUGUCUACAAUUUGUCAGCGCCAGCAUAUAAGAAUUUAGAAACUUCAACUCUGGCAUUCCAUUUCAACGGCACAGGCGAUUCCUGGCUCUUCAACUCGAUGACUGUUUCCCAUUGGUUGUUCCUGGCAGCCCCAACAGAGGGGGUUGACCCUGCCUCACCAUUGAGAUACCUUCCACUCAGACCGGUUGAUAAUGCCAGCCGUUCUGUCCUAGGCAGAGCUUUUCUCCAACAAAUCUACCUGACAGCCAAUUAUUACACUAACACAUUCUCUAUGGCCCAAAUUGACCUCGACUCACAAUCAGCCGCUCAAUACGUCCGCGUCGAGGCCCCGGUUCCACCGCCACUACCAUCUCCUUCACCGCCUAGCUCGAAUAAGCUAUCUGAUGGCGCCAUCGCUGGAAUCGCCAUCGGAGUCGUAGCUUUCGUUGCUAUAAUACUAGGCCUAAUAUUUUGGCAGGCAAAGAAGAGAAGAAAGGCUGCGGACCAACCUGUUCCCACACCACCAGAUGCGGAUAAAGUUUACCCAAAGAACGGAGUAUACUAUCGCGAACUUUCAGCAGACGCCAUGGGAGGCCAGGGUAGAAUGGUACCACCGGUGGAGUUAUAUGCACCGAAUUACCCUGUAGAAGUUUCUGCAGAUACAGGGGAAAUAAGCAAGUGA
Messenger RNA from Orbilia oligospora ATCC 24927, 1554 nucleotides. RefSeq lists its product as uncharacterized. Gene Ontology annotation, molecular function: aspartic-type endopeptidase activity. The record is from RefSeq and is a predicted model, not a curated record. The transcript has 6 exons. Gene Ontology annotation, biological process: proteolysis. NCBI's taxonomy places the organism in Eukaryota, Fungi, Ascomycota, Orbiliomycetes, Orbiliales, Orbiliaceae. Gene Ontology annotation, cellular component: fungal-type vacuole. Bases 1 to 1554 code for a protein of 517 amino acids.